This is a messenger RNA of Porites evermanni, 21638 nucleotides long. The record is from the annotation of a GenBank genome assembly. Lineage: Eukaryota; Metazoa; Cnidaria; Anthozoa; Scleractinia; Poritidae.
ACUAGCUUUUGGUGUCAUGGUGAAAAGUAUCUUGCAAAGCAUUGUUAGUGUGGUAACAGUGUGGCUUGGGUUGUUGCUAGGUUUUCAGCUGUCCUUCUGCGAGGAUGGUAAGUUUUGAAUUUUUGUGUUCGAUUUAGUGUGGUCCAUUUGCAGAGAAUUGUCUCCUGUGGAAUUCCGUUAUCAUUCAUCACAAAAUUGCUAAGCUUGAAAGCCUUCAGCCUGAAGUUAGAGAUAACUUUCUACGAGCAAAGUUCAAUUUUUAACGCUUAUUAUUGUGCACAUUUAAAGGCUUGUAAAAGAAGCUACUAGACUUAAUAUAUAAUCAUGGUUGACAGGACUGGGCAAGUACAUCAGUGGAAAUAGUAGUAGCUGUCAUUUAACUCUCAUACUCAGCGUCAAAAGAUCAAACAUUAGAGUUUAAAGACAACAAUAAUCAAUAGCGACAACCGAACUGAAGAAAAUCUUAAAAUUGUUGAAUUCAAAAAUCUGGUAACAUUCCAAACUCUUUGAAAAGUUGAAGCUACUGAACUUAAUUUUCCAAGUUAGCGUUUCUGAGGACAACAUCAUUCUUAUUCCUCUACGACUCCGAAAAUAAAUUAACGAAAAAUUUUGUAGUUGUUAAACAAACUAGGUUAAAAAUUAACAAUUUAUUGCGAACCUUCAUAAACGUUUCCCAUGUCACCCAAAAAUAAUUUUUGUUAACGGUAAGAAUCAGUUAACAUAUCAAUCUCAGUCAUAAUUAUGUAAGUGAAAACGCCCGUCCGUGGCUCGACAUAUUCUUUUUAUUAACCGGCCGUUUGUAGACUAAACCUAUGGCAAUUGUUGUCAGGAGUUUAUGGAUCCAUAUCCCUAAAGUUGAUUAGACAGUGAUCGGUUGUCGUUUAUUACUCCCAGUUAUAUAAAGCUCCUGAAAUAUGAUCCUCUUCCAUGUGACAGGUCUUUAAUAAAGCAAUUUUACAGGUGAUUACAGGACCGCUACGAACUUAAGUUCGACCCUAAUCAAACUGAUUCACAUUAAACCGACGAUCUGACGGCCUGUAGUCUGAGCUCGUACAAGCUUGCUACUCAGGAGGAAACUAGGUUGGUCGAUCUUACACGAUAUUUUUUGGGUGAUUUGAGUGUUUUUAUUGUUUCGACUCGUUCAUUGGCAUGAAAUGUCUUUACUCGACUGUUCGUUUAUGGCAAUCGAUUCGUUUCACGACCGGAAAGAUACCAAAUUCAACAGAAGAACAUUUAAUUAAUUCCUGAAAUCAAUUGUUUUAACUAAAUACUGUCGGAAUGUUUCAGUGAAUAGACAGUAGAGUCGCCGUAGCCUAAGGCAAUGCCAACUGGUUGUUCGAUUUUAUACGGCCCAGGUGAUAUUGAUAUUUUAAACUGUUUCUUACUUGAGCCCUCUUCGCACUACAACGAAAAAUAGGGUUUGGCGUGAUAUUUUAGUUCAUCAAAAGCAAGAAUUUAUAGCCAUCUAAACACCAACGAAAUACAAAAGAAGACUAAGGAGGACAUCUCCAUAAUUUUAGGUUUGCAUACUACUAGUUUCUACAACAAGCAGGUUCUAGAAUAAGCAAGCACUUAUAAAAGACCUUUAAUUGCGUUCGAAACUCACGUACAGGAGGUCGAUAGCUUAAACUACUUAGUUGACGUUAACUAUAUAAAUUAAAAAAUUAUGUUUCUGAUGUGUUGUCUGUAAAAGUUUUGUUAACCUCGUGCUGCUAUGUAAUUAUGAAAACAUAGCCUCGUGCUGUUCGCAUCAGUCUUAAAAUUGAAAGCAAAUCUUAAAGAACAAUGAAGACCUGGAUUCGGACCAAACUAGAAAUGAAGAUCUAUCGAUCCUCUUUGUACAUAAAUUUAUUGGGAGGUUCGAUUCUCUGGUUCCUUCGCUGUCGAGUUGUUCACUUGAUGGGGUAAGAAACUUUCACUUCGAUAUUUUCUCCCUCCGGCCAUCCAGCGAGGUGUAUAUAAGGACAUCGUCACCGUGCUUUGUUUUAGGACAAAACACUCUUUCUUAAACUAUUUUUACUCGACUUAGAAACCAGCCAAUUGAUUAGUGAAGUCUUCAAGGAUGGACAAAUUUGAAAAAGAUGGAAACGGAUUGCAAUCGUGAUUUUUGAAAACUUGGCAGCCUAAAAGUUUUUCAAAGUUCAGUCUUGUUGUUUGUAACUUUGAUAUGAUACUUGAGAUGAAGCAAUAACUUUGUCAUUCACAACUAAUUUUACAGGUUUAAUGCCAAAUAACGGAGCGUUAACAUAGUCCCUUAAUAUGCACUGACACCUUAUCGUUGAAGGUAUGGUAUCAAUAUUUUUAAGGCCCGUUUACAAGAGCGCCAAAUAUAAAAAUCGAAAAGCUGACGGAUAAAGAUUUUAAAAGAAGAACGACUCGGAUCAAAUUUUAUGUGUAGACGACUUUACCUGUUUCAAAAAAGGGCGAUAGGUUCCUAUAAAUGGUCUUCUUCUGGAACGGAACUAAUAAAUAUUCGAUUUCGUACCAGUAUAUUUGUCUGCUUCUCAGCGAGUAAACGCUUGUACUUUUUCCGAUUUGUAACAUUUAUUGUUUUUUCUCCGGUCUCGCAAAUUCAAAAACAAAGUAGUGCAAACAAUCUCGCAUCCUUUCGCCAGAGUUCUUUUUUUGAGUACCGUCCUGGCUGGGAUGCAUUACAAAACAUAAAUAGGAAGAAACAGACUUCGUCUGGAUUCGAUACUGACUUGUUUCUGCCCAAGCCUUUCUGUCGCUUUUGUCGUUUACACUUGCCUUACGUUUCAGUGGGAGAGAUCUCUCGUCAUCGCUAGAUCCGGACCGAACCUAAUGCCCGGUGGGGUACUCCGGAUUUCUAGUGACGGAGAUGAUUGAUUGGGGGCAAAAAUCAAAACCCAAAAAAUCCCUAGGGGUUCUGACAAAACCCCCCAAAAACCUCUGGCCCAAAAAUAAAUUCUCAAAAAAUCCGAUGCCGAAUUUCUGAGCCUUAAAAAUUUCCAGUAAUAAAAACAUUAGUAAACAUCAUAAGCAGAACUACGCAGCUAGGAUACGCAGGCACUACCACGUACGAAUCUUCAGAUUGUUUUGAGUACCCCAAAGAAUCAAAAGGCUGCAUUACUUGGCAAACUAGCUGAUAACGAAAUCGUAAAAUAGUACUGACUUGAGUACUGCUGCUGUUUUCAGUGGCCUGUUUAAACGGUUGGGUAAGACAUGGAACUUCGUGUUACUACGCGUACAACCACACUACUCAAAAACUUUCGUUUUGGAAAGCAAGACAAUGGUGUCAGAAGCAGAACUAUUCGGACUUGACAAGUGUACUUAGCCAAAAAGAAGAUAAUUUUCUAGAUUAUCUCAUCAAUGCAACACACCUUCGUAAAAGCGAAUCAUUUUACAUUGGACUGCGGACAACAACCAACAACAUUGCCUGGAAGUGGGUGCGCAAAGAACCUUACAACUACACAAACUGGUUCCAGGGAGAAGAACCACCGCUCCCUGCAAGCGGGCAGCCCCAGAAAUGCGCUUUUUACAAUGACACUCAUCAAUGGAUGGUCGAAACUUGGUGUGGAGUGAAACGACUCUUCAUCUGCAAACAGCAACAACCACAGCAGCAGCAACAACAACAAACAAUAACAACAACGACAACGACCACAACAACAUCAACAACAACAACAGGUAAUGAGCAAAUAACUUAUACAAGUAUUACAAAUCGAUAGCCCCACCCUUAAGGUUUCUCUUUGAAGAACGGGACCGGAACCGAAGAAAGUCACAUCCCAGUGAGUUUGUGUUCGCGUUUAUAAUCGCAUACUGCAGCCGUUUUGGAAAUAGGUCCAAUGAACAGUGAUGGAUUGAGCUUAAUUUAUCUGACCCAGAAUCUGCUUAAUCUUCUCUUAUACCUCUUAUCUCUCAGGAGAAGCUUUGUUCCGUACGUUUGUCUCUUGUACUCGCCUAGGCGCCUCUUUUUCACCGGCCUGAGAGCUCCUAUCUCAAAAAUGAAUGCGUUAACACUACUUAUACCGUUCAUUGGUUUAGAUAGUUAAUGAUUGACACUCUCUGAUGAUUGAAACAUGAUCUCUCGUUGUAGUAGCUAGUUUAGUUCGCGAACCACUGGCAAAGUAAAACCUCUGACUAUAAAUGAGUUUCCUUUAUGAAUAGGCCAUUUCCGAGUUCCCUCGGGCCUCUGUAUCAAAACGAGGUUAAGAACUCAGCCUUUGAUAUGAAAAUGAUUUCAUUCUCAUACAAAUAAAACUCAUUUUUACAAGAAAGGUUGUGCACUUGGCCCAGCUCAUUUUAAAAGUGAGGAUUUUUGGAACUCGGAAGUGGCCUACUGUGUACAUAGUACCUUCUAGGACAGGGGAGGUAUACCACCCUCAUGAGAAAAUUUUUGAUUAUUUUUUCUCUCUCAGCUAAAAUAACUGUCGAGACGCGGCCAGGAACUACCAGUACUAAUAUCAGUCCUUUAACUUCUACCCCUACCAGUCCUAUGACAACUUCUAUCCCCAGUCCUACGACGGCUAUGAUAUUGGUGAGUAUCUCGUUAUUUCAAAAUGUUGUUUUCGACUUUAAAAUAUUAUUUGCAUUUUUGACAAAAAAGACAGACAAGCGUGCUAGUGUGCCACUCCUUGAAAAUGAAAUGUAAUAACAAGAAAGUAAGGUUUAUUAAUUAUUUCAAAAUGUAAGAUUUUUGCGAAAAUAAUCUUAGCAAAAUUGACCAAAACAAAAAGACAAACAACCGUGUUUUGUCUGUCGUUUCUAUCUUUUGCUUUCUGAUUGUGAUUAUCCUUUAUUAUUAUUUCUUUGAAAAAGAUUUCCUCAACUGACGAUCCUACGAACCAAGCGUUCAACAAGCUGAAUGAGCGACUCGCUGCACUUGAGGGAGCAACAUUGAAUGAUUCAUCUGCUGAGAAAUACAUGAAGGUAUGAAGGUCCAGGGCCUUUUUCUUAAGUCCUGGGACCGAGAUUGGUAAAGACAACAUUUUGUUUUAAGAUUGACGUUUUCCUUCUACGCCCUGGUAACAUAAAACACACCAUCUCGUAAUAACUCUUUUACUAACACAAGGUUGCAAGUAGGAAAAGCUAAGGAAAGUUUUCACUGCCCGCAUUCUAAAAAUGUGAAUGACAUAUUGAUGAAGAUGAAUAUAAACAUAUGUUUACGGUAAAUGGUUUAUCCGGCAACCAAGAUAAUAAAAACAAGGCUCCUUUCUAUAAAAACCUAAUAUUACAGUCUCCAUAGUCAUAAAACUACUUUAAUCUCCACACUGCUACCUAGGACAUUCAUGUCAUUCUUAGGGAAAGGUCCAAAAGGGACUCGUUUCUUAGUCUUCACCUUCCCAUUAGCAAACAAUUCUUGCAAGAACCACUUGGACAAACAGAAGAGAGGGAAGGCCGGAUCUUGCUGAAGAUCAGGAUCAGCAAUACAAAAUAACACUUAAAACUGAAGGCACGGCUGAUCGGACAGCUAAGGGUUGAUAAUUUACAACUUUAUUUUCUCAAUAUUUCGAUUAGACAAGACUAGUCUUCAUAAGCAGCUCGCAAAGCUCUUCUGGCCCCUGAUGAAGACUAGUUUUGUUUAGUCGAAACAUUGGGCAAAUAAAUUUGUAAACUAUCAACCCUUAGCUGUCGGAUCAGCCGUUUCACCUUCCCAUUUUGCCUUGCGUGUCGAUUGUUUGCAUUCGUGUUAUGUUUCGUGAUCUUUACCGAAGAACCUGCUUAAAAGAGUAACGAGUAAGAUACUGUCAUUAAGCGAAAUGAUAUUUCUUACUGAUGGCAAUCAUUAACCGACUUGUUAGCUCGUUUCUUAAUCACUCCGUAGCUGAAGCCAUAUAACUUCGGAUUGUGAAUGGGGGCCUGAAUUUGUCUCGGAAAUUGUGAACUACGAUCUGGGCGUGCACUAAUCUCAAGAGAAACGUCCCUUCAACCCUUUUGGCUAUAAGUGUUGAUAAUAUUUUUGUUUUUAGGAGCUAGGUGAAGAUCUGGACAGCGCACUAGGUUCCUGGUCAACUGGUGGAAAGUCAUUGGUACGUGUUAGCUUUCAGAUGUGAAAUAAUGGAGACCUUCAGAUUCUAGCUAAGAAAAGAGAACGAAAACGAGAUUAUCUUGAUUCUAAAUAAUAUGCGCGCGUGAACCAGCUUCAUUUUGGCGGGAAAACGUGAUAGCCGUCGCAUUCUACUACGGGUUUUAGCAAAAACUGUCGCAGUGACGGUUUUCGAAUGCUAGAGUUCUUUCUUUUUUUGUAAUCGGGAAGGAGCUUAACCUCCUUCAAAAAAGUGCUAACUUUUCUGCUGAAAAAUAGCGCAAUUAAAUUUUUCGGGGUGUAUAUUUUAGGUUUAAAAACUUUUAGUUAAAUCUCUUCCUCGUAGUCGUCCUCGAAUCUGAGGGUCUUCUAUAAAGAUCACCUGCCACAAUAACGACAACUUAACUUGACUUCUAAUCAUUAAAAGCACGAGUCACUUUUAUUACGAUUUAUUUCCACGAUUUUUAUUUUCUUCGCAUUGCAGUCCCCAGCUGACCUGGGAGAAGCAGUUAAAAUGGGUGAGAAGAUUGGUGAGUUGAUAGUCAGCGGAUUGAAGAGAGGAGGAAAUAUCACAGAGCCAAAGAGCAUUCAAAUAACAACGAACGCUCUUGGUAAGUAUUCCACUCCUUAUGCACACAGCUGUCAAGGGAUGUUAUAAAAUACAGCCAUACGCGGCUAACGCUAACAAACAACUACCCUUUUAGUCCUCGGGUGCAAGGCAAACCUUGGGAAAGAAGUUUCGAAGCGCGCAGGGCACCUUGGGAAGAGCAAGGUAGCGGACACCCCACCUUCUCAAGGCCAUAUGCAUUCCCGUGUUUCUUUGCGCGUUUAAGUGCCUGCGAAGUCCGAGGUAGCAUUUUGGCGGUCUCUUACGGGAGUUUCGACUGUAUUACACCUUUUGAAGUAGAACAGGUUAUGAAGGGCAAAGCCAAGUCACAAAUAAUUUCCUAUGUCAUCAACCUUUGUUCACCUACCCACACACGCAUCUCAAGCUUCGAAAUGCCUCAUCCCCUCAUUGACAGAAGUAGUCAUGACGACUAAUUGUACUUUGAUGUCGUAGCUCUUGGAAUCGAUGUUGUACCUUCCGCCUCUGCUGAAAAUAGUACGAUGUCCGUGUCGUUCCCACUAGACGACACAGAAACCAACAAAAUUAAACUGCCUGCUUCUUUGAUAUGGAAAGCACAGAGCUCAGGUGAUCACUGUACACUUACUUUAUAAAACACUGAGAGAAGCUGUUUUGCAUUUAUAUUUGUUGCUCCCUUGAGAGUGAGGUCGAUCAAGGGAGAAACCUCACUUACUUACCCCGAAAAGAAAAACAGGACGUCUCUGACAGUAGAUUCCAUAUUUCAGGAAGGUGUACAACAAUAUCGACCUAAGGAUCAUGGUGCAAAAUAAGUUCAGAUUCUAAGAAUGGCGUUGUAAGGAAGACACGGUUCAAAUCUCAGAGUUUCUUGUACCACAUACUAGCUUUAGACCGGUUUGACAUCGUUCAAUCAGUCCCCUGGGUGUGGUCAUCCCCAAGACGUAAUUAGGGUAUAGAGAAAUCCCGCCGAUAUGUUAACGUUCGGUCCAGGAAAGUUUGAUCUUUUUAACAAGGUACAAGAUCUCGUUUCACAUUACGAUUAUCAAACUAAGCGUCUUUGAACUAUAUGACUGCAAAUACACGAAAAAAUAUUCCAGAAGUUUCUAAUCAUUCAAAUCGUUAUUGCACUUUUUAUGAAUUACAUAGAUGUGUUAAGUCUUGUUUAACUUGAUAUUCGUUUGUUGCUUUAGAUGGAGUUUCCGUUACCCACGUUCUUCUUCCCACUGUCAGCGCAACAGCGGAUCCUCAAACCAAACGGUGCGCAAGCAAAAUUAUUUUUGUUUUAUCUACAGUUUAAGCUCUGCCCACGCGCGUGUGUAUGUGGAUGCUCCUCUUUUCAAAUGAGAAGACUGUACUCAGAAACCUAUCAGGCGGGAAAAUGUGAGGAUUAAUUGGUAUCGUUAAAAUUUCGAAUGAACGUCAUUACGAGAGGUACUGCGGUAACAGUUAAGGAUCUCCAAAGGUGAAAGUUUCUUAAACUACUAUUCGCGACUUAGUAGCAAGUGUUCUCCAAAGGGUAUCCAAAAAAUAAGAGGCACUACUCCAUGGAUUUUUCGGUGGCAAAAGUCAAAUUAGCUGGUAGCAAAACCAACCUCUCUCUCUCAAAAUAUCAAUCUAAACCACACACACAAUAUCUACUAAUUAAUGAAUAGCUUAGUUUCUGGUGAUGGACAUAACAUCGUCAUAAUAAUUUUUUUUUGUCCUGAUUUAACAGAGUAUUGAUCUCAGGGAUUAUUGCAAGCACUAUUCUGUUCAGUAAUGGAAGCAAGUUCGACAAUUUGAGCGAGCCUGUUAUCAUCAGACUCUCGGCGGAUAAUGAGGUAAACAGCCACUUCUAAUAGUAGCGUUAAAGACAGGUACCUUAAAGAUGGAUAAUUUACUGACUUGAAGAAAGAAUAUCCUCACUAGGUUAACUAAUGAUGGACUACUAAUUUAAGGGCACUUUGACAUUGAGAUGAUGAAGGUUUGAGAGAAAAGUAAGAGCGCCAAUCUUAGGGCGUUGGUCGGGAUACGUGAAUUCUAUCAAAGUUAUUUUUAGAGAAAGUCUGCUUCCUGAUACGUCCGCACAUUUUGAUCGAUUAUUUGAAACGUCGUCAAGACCACGCGCGACUACCUCAAAGCAAGCAAUGCAGAAUAUCGUAAUGGCGACUUUAGAAUUCUCUCUUGACAACACUGAAUAAAAGUUUCGCUCCUCCCACCUACUCUGGUAACGAUUGACGUCGCAUACCCUCAAAAAUCAGCAUACCUAUUGUCCUGGUAUGACUGUAAAUAGAUCAAUAACUAUGUGAAAAGUGGGGGGGAGGGGGUUGUUACUCCCAAUAAUUACCUAUACUGCAUGGGACUCCGCCACAAAGGGGUACAUUAGUAAUUCGUCAGGUAUAUCAAAGGGUAAGAAAUUUACGAUCUUAUCGAAGGAUCGGAAAAUCUAUAUUUUAAUUUAAGUAGCUUAAAUUGGAUAGCUGUUUCAAGAAGGCUUGCCUUAUGGCAAUGUCAUUUCUAGUUAUUAAAUACUAGACGAAAAUGACAUAAAGACGUUUUGUUUUAGCCAUUUAGUCUUAUCAAGUGUGUAUACAAAAAAGUGCUAUUUUUGAUUGGAAGGCAUGCCAAAAGGAUACCUUUGCUGUCAUGUUGGGCUGAGCGUCGAGUCUCCCCGAAUAAAACUUUGUUACGUAACCCCCCCCCCCCCCCCCCCCCCCCCCCCCCCCCCCCCUCGCCGAGUGGUGUGUUUGUCUUCUUCCUUUCUUCUUGUUUUUUUCUUGUUUUUUGUUGUGUAUGCAGAAUGAAAAAAAUAUUAUUUUGUUUACGAAGUGUAUUUUAAUUUUGAAAUACUAGAGGAAAACAGAAUAAAGAAGUUUUUUUUUUGUCAUUUAGGACUAAUAAGUGUGUAUAAAAAAAAGUGGUUUUUUUGUAUGGAAGGCAUCGCAAAAAGGAACCUUUUCUGGCCGUUUGGGCCGGGGGGGCGGUCCCCCCCGAAAAAACUUUUUUAAGUUACCCCCCCCCCCCCCCUCCCUCCUGGCUCUGUGAGAAGCAGGAGUUUUUGCUUCUGCCUCUGCUGCCUUUGUUGCUUUGGUUAAAGCUAAUGAACACCAAAGUUGAAACCCAUUGUUUUAAUUAGGCUGAUGCUGAGUCUCAGAGGUUCUGUGCGUUUCUGGAUACAACUAAUGAGUAAGUGUUACUUGUUAACAAAAAUCGUCUUUAUGAUCGUCUCGUUUCAGUCAUCAUUACAAUUCCGAGGAGAGAACGUCCAUACUUUUCAGGAGCACAAAGUAAAUACCGUUUAUGAAAGAACUACACACGCAUGCAUGUUAUGUACUCAAGAAGCUUUUGUGAGUAAAACAUUGCACAUAUCCAUUACAACGCAGCCAUUUUGGUCGUCAAGCAAUGCUCCUUCUCAACACUGUGUUGCGUGAGCCAUAAAGUAUAUACCGAGAAGACAAACUUGAUUUCUUUUCCUCUGUUUUUGACAGUUCCUGGUCCUCUUCUGGAUGUGUUGUUUAUCGCCAGGACCUCACCUAUACUGAGUGUCACUGUUAUCACAUGACCAGUUAUGCCGUUCUAAUGGAUGUACACGGAGCAUUUGUUAGUUUAAAUUUACAUGUAUUUCUCUAUUAGGGUGUAUGUCCUGAGAAGCGCGGGAGGGGGAACUUUAGGAGUUUUAGGGUUGGGAUGUGUAGCUGGUACUCUGGAAACCUUAGCCGAUACCAGACCUAGUAUAUCUGAAUUCCGCUUCCCUACGCUAUAGACUAAACUCCUAAUGGCCUGCUUAUCCUAGAGUCGCUAUUUUCCACCUAUCAGCGCUUUCUUUGCUAUUAAACUGAGUUACAGGUAAAUUCAAACGAUUUCAUUUUUCCAAGCGACAGUGUUCGGUUUCCUAGCUUUAGACUAGAAAUUUCAACCAACUGAUCAGUUUCCUGGAAAAUAAUACCUUAUUCUAAACCCAAACUCUCUUAAUUUGAAUGUCUUUGUAACAGAGAGAGUUUAUUGGCUUUUUACAAAUAUUUCUACAUAUUGAGUUUGAUGAAAUAUUUAGCUCGUCCUCCUGAAAAGGGUUACAGUACCAGGCUGUCAGAUUGAAAAGAUUUAAUCGCUGAAGAAAAAAGCUAUCCACGAAACUUCUGUGUCACUUUACCGCAGUAACCUCCAUACUCUGAAAUAAUUCUUUAAAGCAUAGGGGCAUUUUAAAAAUUGAGGGGCGCACAGUAAACCUCACAUUUUGUUCUCCGUCUCUUUUGUUGGCCCCCACAGGAAUCUGAUGCCAUUUCCGAGAAGGAUAAGUUUGUUUUAUCCACUGUCUCGAUUGUGGGAUGUCUGAUAGCAUUCGUUUGCUACAUCAUUUUGCUUUGUACAUUUUACUUCCUCAGGUAAUACAAAUUGGCGUUAAUUUAUUAACACAAAUGAUAAGGUCCCCACAACCUUUCCGUGAUAUCUUGCUUACCAGGCCUUUCCUGUUUAUCGAGCGCUCAAAUCAGCGGCGAAGCCGCGAGGAAAAUGGGGCUCGGCUUCGCGGUUCGUUCGCGUGUGCUUUCGUAAGGUUUUUUCCCCGCUCGUCAAACAAACCGCCUGCUACGCAGGCUAUUUUCGUUACACCCUGAUUAUUCUAGUUGCUAACGCAUGCAAUGCCAGGACAGAGGACUAGAAUGUUACAAUUAAUUAUGAUGCCAUCUGGUAGAUACCCGUUAUUGUAAAAAUGCAUAAUUACUGUUAAGUAAAAACAAACUGGUAAUAGAUGAUAUUGGUCAAUUUUUCACACACAGGAGACGGACAGAAACCACGUCUAUCCAUAUGCAUCUCGCUGUAGCUGAAGCUUUGGCCAUUUUUUUCUUUCUUAUUGCCUACGCUGCCAAUGGUAUCAAGGUAUAAACACGCUUCUUCACUUUGAACUUCAUCAUUCAAUAACAUGUAGUUCCCUAAGGUGAUAGCUAUAGCUGUGGAUAUUUUCUUAAAUAACGGGAACUACAGCUUGAGCUACUCCCAAGGGGGAAUUAGGGUGUUUUGUUGGAAAGGGGUGAAAUUGAUAAUACCAACCAAAUGUAGAAAGGGUAUACAGAUAAACCAGUCAGUCCACUAACGGGCUAAGGAGCACCUUGAAAAAGUAGACCACGAGCAGUCUCUCUUUUUUCUUGGUCCGUCGAGCAAAACGCGCGAGCGGCUUCACCACUCGACGCUCGCGUGCACGUGCUCUCCCCUCACUAUUAAAAUCUGAAGGAAAACUAGAGACUGCUUGCAGUCUUUUGAAAAAGUAGCGUAUUAUCUUUUCUUUGUCUACUUUAAAAUUAUUCCCCUCACAUUUUAAUUUAUAACUUUCCUAGCCUGCGAGCAAGCUCUCCCGGAGCGCUCAGGCGGCGAGUCGAAAAAGGAGGGACCUAACCCUAAUCUCUUCCCUCCCCCACCCCCGUACCCCCGAGAACCCCAGGAGAGUUUGCCUGCAGGCUAUAUCUUUCCCUCCUGCCAUCACCAAAUUAUUUUAAACGUACCCGCCUACCAGUUGUUUUUCACCAGUUAAAAACACUCUUAUGAUUAUCCAAAAUUUUGCUUAAUGUUUGCCCCAUUUUAAGUGCCAAGAGCACGUACCUAACUUAGGAUGCAUUUCUAAAACGUCCUGUUGUAACGUCCGCGCCCGCAAGGUUAUUUAAUGCAUUCAGUAAUUGACAUUAAAGAUUGUAAGGAACGCCAUAAACAUAAGUCAAUGGAAUAUAUUGGUCUAUUUUAUGGGCUAGACCCGCCCUAGUGUUAAAGUUUGUUUAAAACAUGGCCCCGGGUCUAGAAAGUUGACGAAAUGUUUGAGAAACAGCCCUCUGGAAGAAAUGCUAGUAAGUCACGAACUUGCGCAUGCGCAAAUCUUGUCAUAGUCUUGUCAUAAUCGUGAGGAGAUUACCCUUGUCGUUCAAGAUAAUCGCUAUGGCUGUCGUUUCUUUAAAAUACACGCUUUCCCAAAGAUUUUUGCGCCCAUUACACUAGAACGUUAUAUAAGCCUUCCAGCUCUAGGUAUAGCCACACGCAGACUAGGUUUGAAGGCCGACGUGCGUAAGCACGUACCUACUCGAAGUUCACUUCUUCGUUAGUUAUUAUAGCACCGUGAAAAAUUUAUUCUAAAUUACUAAAAUCUUGUUUGACAAUUUUAGUCAAUAUUCUAUCCCUUGUGGUCCUUUUGUCAUUAUUGCAUGGAGGCCAAGGGUGAUGUUACUUCUCCAAAUGUUUUAACAGGGAGUUUGUUUUGCCGUCGCCGUCUUGCUGUUUUAUUUUCAACUGGCAUCUUUUUGUUGGAUGUUGGUGGAGGGCAUUAAUCUCUUACGUGGAUUGGUAAAAGUCUUCCGAGUUACCAGCCGGUUGAAAACUUACUACCUCUUCGCCUGGGGUGAGUCUCAUUCUUUUACUUUUUCUGCUCCCGAUUGGUAGGUGACCUCUCCCAAUGUAUAAGGGAAUUCGAAUUCCGGAAUCAAGAAAAUGUUUGCUUGUGAAAUCCGGAAUCCGGGUAAAUUUUGUUCGUGGAAUCUUGUAAUCCUGGGCUUUGGAAUCCGAAAUACAGUUUAAAGAAUUCGGAAUCCAUCAGACGAUUAGAAUCCAGAAUCCAAGUUCCACUCAAUGUCCAGUACAGUGAAACCCCGUAAAUACGGACACUAAGGUUUCCAUAGAAAGUGUCCGUAUUAACGGUGUAUCUGUAUUAAGCAGGUUGAAUUUAGAGAAAAUGUAAGGGCUUUCUUUUCCCAGGGACAAAGCAAACUGUCAAUCCGUAAUGCAGUCAACUCCGCUAUAACGGACACUCCGAUUAUAAUGACAACAGCUAGAUCCCAAGCAAAAAUAAUUUACAAACGUUUGACUAAAGAAAACUCCCGCUAUUACAGACUCUCGCUAAUGAGGACACUAACUCAAGGUCCCUACCCUUUCCGCUAAGAAGGGAGUUGACGUUAUGAGGUGUCCGUAAAGUGGGGUUUGACUGUACGUGGAAUCAGGAAUCCCGAUGUGGAAUCCAGAAUCCAAAACUGUAUUGUAUUCCCUUAGAGGGGGCGACUGACCUCUUACUUUUAGCCUGUGUACAGCUGGCCGCCUCUUCCCUGGUUCUCUUUGACGGAAGGGGGGGUUGUACACAGGCUACUCACUGUCAACAAUCUUGACGACACCACAUCAUCGACUCAGACUACCCUACAGACUCGCAAAUAUAUUGCGCCACAGGGGGCAAAGGAGCUGUGUUUAACACAAUUUUCGCAAGUUUCAAACGAAACUGAUCGUAUCUUUUUCCUUCCGACAACAUCACCCUUCGAGUGGCAAUCGUUCCUACCCAGACAACCACUUUCAACGCCAUCUGACCACAAUCCGGCCUGACUUGAAAGACGAUCGCAUGAGAUUAUUAUCAGUCACGUUUGUCUGAACAGCUACAGUCGCACCUCGAAAAAACUGAAAUCAAUGUCAAACGCAACUACUCUGCCCCCUGUUUUCGGACUGUCCGGAGAAUGGGGUUGUCUAAUUGACGGACACUGAGAUAGAAAAAUCGGACCGACCGACAGGUCUGCAGGAUUACCACUCCACUGAUGAAUCGUUUACUGGCAAAUAUACAGACGAAGUAACCGCAAUCUCGGAAGUGUGUUUUUGAGGUUGUCUCGCCCCACGUAAGGAAAUAAGGAAAUAUCCGCUUUCCGGAAACUGUUUUUUUUUGCUUGUAAAGUCAAGGCUUUGGAAUCCGGAAUUUAGCUUAAGGAUUCCGGAAUACGGCUAGAGAUUGGAAUCAGGGAUCCAAAUUCUAAUUACAAAGAAUCCGAAAUCCAAACUGUAAAAUUGUAAUUUGUCUAACCACGGAGCACUUAGGAGUUCAUGAGAACUCGCUGAAACGUGUCCGUGUGUUCCAGAUCAAACUGGAAUUUGAAAGUGUUGGUUUUUUAAAAGGAGAGGGGAAAAACCAGAGUACCUGGAGAAAAAAAUCUCGGAGCAAGGGAGAGAACCAACAACAAACUCAACCCACAUAUGGCGUCGAGGCCAGGAUUCGAACCCGGGCCACUUUGGUGGGAGGCGAGAGCUCUCAUCACUGCGCCACCCUUGCUCUCUAAGGAAUCCGGAAUCCAAGACUGUCUUGGAUUGCCUUUCACGCGGCGAGUUGUCUCUUAUUGUCGUGUAUUGUGUGAAAGGGAUCCUUACCCGCCUGGGUUGGAUGUGGAGUAACCUUUGGAUAAGUCACUGUAUGGUGGUCAGUGAGUAGCAAUGGAGUGUACGAGAUUAAAUUGACACUAGAAGCUUCCUUAUUUAGCUAGCAAACACAGCUGUUUCUCCUAGUUCCUCGCCCAUUGAGACGUUUUGUGGGAGAGACGACUAUAUAAUUAUUCGGGCUACGUCCUGAUUUGAUGUAUAAAUGACUCGUGCUUUGAUAUCUUUUUAGGGCUUCCAGUGAUUGUUGUGGCAGUGAUAUCAAGUAUUUUUCGCCAUCAGUUCCUCCGAGAGAAUUUGUAAGUUAAAUUAAUUGUUUCACUUUAAUUUGGUAUGUCUCUAGUACAGUGGGAGCUCAGCUCGUAAGCGGACACCCUCGGAACGCAAAAAAAGUGUCCGUGACUGGAACUGACCUCUUACAGGAAUGUGGAAAUACAGAGUUUGUAUGGGUGUUGAGAAAAACGGUGUUUUGUGAAGGUGGCCGUAAGAAGAGCUGUCCACUAACUGUCCGUUACGAGAGCUUCCACUGUAAAAUUUUUCAACUGUAACACCCGAUCACGUUGUCCCGCCAAAAUGACCCUGGCUUACGCGCGCGCAUUACUUAGUAUUGAGAAAAUCUCGUACUCGUAGUGGUCUUCGUCCUCGAAUCUAAAGUUCUCUAUCGAAUGAGGCUGAUAACGAAGUGAAGAAUUAUGCAGAUCGAGGAGUCUGUUAUUCACCGAGGCGCUGAUCUAUUGCCCAUGUUGCCUCGUUUCCGGGCAAAUAUACCAUCGAUCUACCUCGCUUCCAAGCCAGUUUACCAUCGAAUUAAUGGUAUAUUGCUAGAAUCUGCCAAAUUUGGUCAACGCCGGUUGGUUAUGAAGAAUUAGCCGGGGCCUUUGAGCCAAUCAAAAACGGCGAAAUAUUUUGAAUGAAUAAUAAGAAGGGUAGUUAUUAAAGUCUUUGUAAGACAUAUAAAUUUCUAUUCAAUUCACAGUUGCUGGCUUUCUCAUGGAUUAAUCUGGGCGUUUGCUGGACCUGUGGCGUGCGUUCUUGCUGUGAGUAGUAAAUUCAACCCAAACAAGUACGACUUCUAACCGUUAUCGAGAAAAUGGGAAAAGCAUAAAUUACUCUAGUAUAUAAAAAUAAAUUAAGAAAAACUCAAUUGAGACAUUUAAGUCGGUCGCACUUAGAGUUCUCGUCUUGGUAUCGUUACUGGCAAUGACCGUGUGCUGUAUUAUCCUUUGCGCACAGUACGAGACUCUGUAGAUAUUUUACGUUGCUGUUUUAGUCGUUCUUCCCAAACAGCUACAGACCUGAAAACAGCAGCAUAUGAUUCAUAAAUAUCUUUUCUUCAAAAGCAAUAUGAAAGCUAACUCGUAAACUCAACCGUCUUUCUGAAAACGUUGCAUUUCCAAGUACGGUGUUGACUGUUUCUCACCUAACAAAAGAAGGUAUAGAGCUUCAAAGAAAAUAACGAGCUUUCAAAUUUACCGACGUGUGGUCGCAAAAAUUCCCGUGUAUAUCGCGCAAUUCCUUGGUGAUGUACAUGUUUGCUCAAGUAAAAAACUGUCUACAGCGCUAUGAUUUCCAGAAUCGCAUCGCGUGGACGCUAAAGCCUGAUUAGCAAAAUUGCGUAAAAAAGACUAUGCUGCAUCAACCCGCCACCUAAGAGAGGAGAAGGAACUGGAGCCGACAUGUGCCCCGCAAUUGUUUCUGGGAUCGUUGCUGGGGUCGCGCUGGUCAGCUAUUGGUCAAUUUUUUUCCCUUGUGCCUAGUGACCGUCCCAGAAGUCUUUCCUAAAGUUUACUCUGACCAAAUUCCUUGUCGCGUAACUAAACUGGCGAACGGUCGCCGAACUUCAACAUUGUAAUCAUUUAUGUGUAUUGAAUCCACAUGCAGGUGAACUUAGUCGUUCUCGUGAUGGCAAUAAGGAUUGUUGUACGGAGGGCUCGUUACAAAGCUAAACCGAACGAAAAAAAUACAGCAUCAAGCUUUCAAGUUGAAAUAAGGUAGGCAUUUAUGUUUAGCCCCCACUGGUAUCUGCUUAUUUUUGACGGAUCUGUUGAAAUCGAUAUACUUAAUAUGAAGCCAAGUUAAGUCUUGUCAAGUGCAAGGGACUGCGAGGGAUAAUGCAGGGGUUUUAGAGGCUAAGAAAAUAUUCUUUUUUUCCACCGACCAGACUGACUACUUCCAUGGGUCUUCGAGGAUGGGCUAUAUGCGGCUAUCGCUUUUUUUUUCACUUCAAAACCGGCCUUCUUUACUUAUUAUAAUCUUAAAUAUCCUAGCCUAAGAAAACAGACGACGUUUUGCGACGCAACCAACGGUUUCUCCGCGAAAUGACGUCUGAGAAAAGAGCGCAGAAAUUCCAUACUGAUGACGUGUCACUACCUAGAUCUGGGUAGUGCUUCUGAUUGGUUGACGCAAAUUUCCCACGCCUUGUGACCAUUCAGAAAAACUACCCAGAUGUGGGUAGUGACGCGUCAUCAGUAUGGAAUUUCUGCGCUCGUUUUCAGACGUCAUUUCGCGGGGAAACCGUUGGUGGCGUCGCAAAAUGUCGUCUGUUUUCUCAGGCUAUAAAUGUACUGCAUAUCCUAGUGUUAUUAUGCCUAGUUUCUUCACAUUUGUCCUGAUCGUCUAGCCCUCUAUCGCUCGAGUUGUCUAAAAAUGUGUUCCCAGUCAAGCUCCUUACCCUUUCAUACCAAUUUUGACCGGAAAGGUUCCCCUAUCGUAUACUUACUAAAUGCACUGGCUUUGAAAUAUGCAAAAAAUCACAAAACCAGAACUUUUUGUGGACUUUUUCACAGACCGAAAUGACACAUUUUCCUAUCCUUUCAUAUACCUCAAUUAGCAAGAGAGAAUGUUUACCCUUUUAUUUACCCAAGGCUGAAAUAGGUUCCCCCUUUCGGGUGAAGCCUUUCUGUAUCGGCCAUUUUUGGGGUACCCCCGGGGAUGUGUUCAGGCGUUAAAAACAGUCAGUGAUGGAAAACAACUGUCAGUUGUUAUCGUCCCAUAAAUUUAAGACAAACGGGAAAAUCAUAUGGAAACAAGGCUUUUUAAUUAGUUCGAACGAAAGAACUCGCAUGCUUUUCACGCAACUUUUUGCCCAAUCCCUCUGCUACUUUACAAUGUGAAGAAUCAGUUGGUCAAUGCAAUGUGUUCUAUUCUCAGGGCGGCGUUUAAGACAGCGGUGAUUCUAAUGCCUUUGUUAGGUGUGACAUGGCUUCUCGGAUUUAUAUCUAUUCAUGAGAAGUCGCCAGUGUUUCAGUAUCUCUUUGCUGUUAUCAACUCUAUGCAGGUAAGCUUUAUGUUAUAAUUCGCCUUUUAAGAAAUGAAAAGGAAAAUGGCGGGAAAAAAAUUGACCAAUAGCUGACCCGCGCGUCCCCAGUAACGAUCCUAGGAACAAUUGCAGAAUGCAUUUCGGGUUCUGUUCCCUUUUAUUUAGUUUGUCUGAAACCAGAGUAGAGGGUGAGAGCUCGGGGAGGGAGAUUGAGCAAGUCAAUUGACCAACUUAAAUUAACACAAAUUUCCUCUCAAAUGCCUGUUUAUCGUAAGUGCCUAAAUUGGUGCUCAGAUUUCCCCCUCUAUGAAAAAGUUCACUGAUCUCGUAGAACUUAAUUUUUAGUGUCUGGUUAUCCUUUUUUGGCGUAUCUUAGUAUUUGCAGUGUUCAUCGUUUUGUUUCGUUCUUUACUUUCUUUAUUUUUUUUCACAGGGAGUGUAUUUCUUGAUCGCCCAGUACUUCUUUGACGAUGAUGUGAGUACAUAUGUAUAGUCUCGAUAAAUGUAAAGUGACUAUAGCUAAUACCAGCUGUUCCAAAAACAAACCGAAAUAUUGUUAGACUGUCCAUGGUACCUCUUCCGUAACAUCGUCGGGAUCACGGUCUCUUGCGCUUCGUCACCGGUCACUCGUGUUUUGUGCUCGCCUCUAGCUGUGCGAAAAACGAAGCGCUUAAGUAGGAGGCAGGUGCUUACCAUUAUGGGCGGUCAUGGUUUCAAAUGUACCGAGUCUAGCCUGGGGAAAAGUAUGAAAUCUACUUUGGGGGACCUCCUCUGGGUACAGUUGAAACCAAAAAUGGCUGCCCGUAACGGUAAGCGCAAAAUAGGGGACUACUCAACCAUCCUUAAUAACGACCUUGUUUAUGCAUGUCAUUAGCAAUUGAGGCAUUUUAGAUUUUAGCUUAAUUUGAAUCACACUUUUAAUUCCGUCGGCGAUGCCAGAGGCCCUUUUCUUGUAGAUUAUCAACUUGACUUUGUCAUAGGAUGUUGGGCAAUUAACAACUCCUAUCUUUUUUCAGGUCAAACGAAACGCACACCGUGCAUCUAACCGAAUGAAAAGAUUGUUCAGCUUGUCUUCAACAAAGUCCACCCGCUCCAGCUCUUCCUCUGAACGCAGAAGGUCUAAAUCUCUCAGUGACAAAAGACCUGCCUUGACAAUGAGACCUAGUUUAGUAUCUCCUCAAGAAAGCAUUCAUAAGAAAGAAACCAAGGAUGAAAACGCGCAUGCUUGCAAACCCAGUUUGACUGAUGACGAACGGAACAACAACAGCAACGGGAAUCAUCUAUGCAAGAGGAAAAGUAUAACCUUUCAACAGCCAAUUACUGCAGAUCAAGAAGACGGUGAAGGCAAGAUUGAGUCUCCUCGACUCAACGGAGGAGUCCAGCAGAAAAGUGAAAAAAAUUGUUCGGAUUUUACCCCGCUAAGUACUGCAGGCAAAAAGGAGGAAAGUGAAAAGGACAUGAUUGGCUGCCAGCAAAGUUCAGCAGAUGAGUAUGUACAGGGCAACGACGAGACCACUAGCGAAACUAAGCAAAACACAACAGAACUCCCAAAUAGUGGACAUGAGCAACGUGUAAAAAAGAUUGAGGUGACACCGUUUAAAUCUCCUCGCUUCAUCGUAAAUCAAGAAAAGGACUCACAGGAAAUUCCUGACGAACAGCAAGGCAACCAGAAAAACGUGGUUUCUUGUACAGGCGAUAAACAGUCAUGGAGCGGUGGUGAUGACUUGGAAUCUAAGUACACUGCAGCAAACGAAGACAAAAACUGUUCAACUGAAAACGUGGACUCUCAGCAAGAAAAACAAACAAAUCAACAACAUUACCAUCAUAUUCACCACCAAAAUGACAGAGACCAAACGAAGCUAGAGAUUGAGUGGCUUCCUUCCAGACAACCAAGCCUCUGCGCAUCAAACAACUCUAAGCUCUAAACGAAAACUUAAGUGACACCCGAUUUUAGAUUAAUCAUCUCAAGGGGAUAUUCCAAACAUCGAGAAAUGACAGUGUGAUAGACCCACAACUGACUUGUUCACCGGUUACUUUUCCAAACCAAGGUCAUAUGAAUUAUUCUGUACAAAGAACUGUAAAUAACUUGAGAUCAAUACGAGAAGAAGAAUGGCAGCAAACUUUGAAUCUCCCAUCUUGAGACCAAUUUUUCAAUGCCGCCAGCUCUAUGCCAAAGCAUUCUUUGAAGGAAAAGACAACUUUUGACAUCAAACUGGAGGGAACUUUGAUUGUGAGCUAGAUGAAAGGAGACUACUACAUUUGACAGUGCCGCCUGAACAGACUCCAACCAAUUGCUCGUACCAAUAUAUCCUCUUAUUCUCUUCAGGGUACGAACACUCAGUUUAAAUAGCCUCGGUGUAGAGCUACUCUUGGGCUAGAAAGUCUGCGUAGCUGGUGGCAUUUGUUGGGAGCUACUCCGUGAUUAAUUUUACAGGUGCUUUUGUUGAAGAAUGGCAUAAAUUCCUCGCAGCGGCACUUCGGCUAAAACGCGCUCCCGAUCGUUGAUCCUGCCAGCCACGACACAGGCCAAAGGUUAGGUAAAACUGCAUCUGUAGUUUCGUCUCAUGAGCCGAGCUUACUUUAAACGAAAUAUAUACUUCUUCACACCAAGGCAAUUUAUCAGUGGAAGGUUGAUAUAGAGAGAACUUUUGUGGUACAUAUAGUCAACCACACAAUUCGAGUUCCCCGAAAAAACUGGUAAUGGUCGAACCUAGCUGACCAGAACGGCCAACUGGGGGCAGAAGAGACGUUUUGGAAAGAUUAAAACAACUUUGAAUGUAUCCACGGGGUUGAAAGAAGUAGAGAAGUGGCAUUCAGAGGCAGUUUCGACUGUGUUACUGUGAAAUACAAGAGAGCCAGAACAAGCGCGUCACUCCUGAACGUAAUUCUUGAUUUUGUAUCAGUUAGCAUGUUAAUCUGCAAAAUUAAGUUGACGUUCAGUCACAGUACAAUGGUGAUUAAGAUCUCAGUGUCUCUAGAUUUUAGUCACUCUUGUGAGAGUUCAUUAAAACAAUGAUUCCGUGUGUAACAAAGCAUGGCUUUUUGUUUAGACCAAGUUAAUAAACUAAAGCCUGGUUCUCACACGCCGCCAAAGCAUCUGCGACAUGACCGCUGGUACUGCCUGGGAUACCGUGUUCCGAUAUGAGAACAGAUGUGGCUGGCAACGUUGGUCAUUUUAGUCUUUAUCGCCGACAUGCCUGCUAAGUUGACUCGAGUUCAACUUCGCAGGCAUACCGGCGGUAAAGCUCUGCGAUGGCUCUAGUUACCGGCAGUGCAUGUUCUCAUUCGUCUGAGAAGUAGCCCAGUCGGUACCUGCGGCUACGCCGCAGACACAUCGGCGGCAUAUGAGAACCAAGCUUAACCCGUACGGCUGGGAAAGGCUAUGCGGUGUGACCACAACCCAUUUUUUUCCAGUUAACUGCAACAUAUAAAUAAAGCUUCACGAAAGCUGGCAAGGAUCACAGAGAAGAAUCCUGCGAGUUCUAAAAACACGAAAAUCUGAGGGCGACGUUAUCCCUCCAGGAAACCAUACUUAAGGGUAAAAAGAUCUGGGCCCCGGUUGUUGAAACAUUGGAUAGCGCUAGUGUUAAUGAUCAAGCUCAACGUUAAUACAAUUUACUUCUUUGAAACGAAAAUAUGAUAAUUUCUUAUGAAAACUUGAUUCUUUGUAGUAAAACCUC